AUGUCGGCUCAACUUUCAGCAAUUUCUACUGCUCAAACUGUAGCCCAAUUACUUCCGAAGCUUCACGAUGUGGACCCCGACCAUCGAUUCAUGUCUCUAAAUGAUUUAUUUCAGGUUCUUACUAUUAGCAAACAAGAUCUUUUAACUGGUGAUUAUGUAAUUGCGGCAAGAGCAGUUGACGGAAUUAUCAAAACCUUAGAUGAUCAGAAUGGAGAGGUGCAAAACCUGGCGAUAAAAUGUCUGGUUCCUCUAGUCAGCAAGAUACCAUCUGGGAUACUUGUCCCAUUACUUGAGAAACUAUCUACUUUAACAACACAGAACUCUGUUGAUAGAUCUAUACCCGCAAUGGCUUUGAGAACUGUUGUGGUCACAUUAGCGCGGCCCAUCGCCGGCGUUACCCCAUCUAGGGAGGCAGAAGACGCUUAUUCUGCAAUUAGCAGGGUUUUAAUUCCAAGGCUUGUUGGUCAAGAUUCAGGAAAACUAGAUUCAUCAUCAAAUACAACAAUCCCUGGAAUUCUAGAUUUUGAAGUUAAUACUGAUAUUGGUCCUGAAAGUGUCGAUGUUCUCAUUGAGGUAGUUAGGUGUUUCGGUCCGCUGCUAAAAGAGUCUGAAGUAAUGGCGUUGCAAAAACUCCUGGUUUUCAUUCUAAAUUCAGAAAAAGCUAGUCCAGCUGUUAAAAAACGAGUUGUUAUGGCGGCAUCUAUUCUUGCUAUUUAUUUAACAGACGAUGGGCUAAGUGGGUUUAUUUAUCAACUUAAAUCAAGUUUGCAAAAUCCCCAGCUACCUUUGGUCCAGAGAAAGAUCUAUAUUACGAUACUUGGCUCUAUGGCUCGUUCAAUUCCGACUAGGCUAGGAAUAUUUCUCAAGACUCUUGCACCAUAUGUGUUAGCAGUGCUGAAUCAGGAUGAACAAAGUGAACAGCUCAAUGGAGUCGAUGAUGAAGAGCCAAACCAAGAAAAAGAAGACGUUCGCGAGGCUGCAAUUCUGACCUUAGAGGGCUUUCUUUCUUCUUGUGGGGGUGAAAUGCGCGAAUAUACGGGUGAUGUGACUGCUGCUCUUCUUAGAUUUCUCAAGUAUGACCCAAACUACAUCAAUAACGAAGAUGAGGAAAUGGGCGACUCUCAGGACAGCGAUAGUAGCGACGACGAAUUUGAUGAUGCUGACGACGAAUUUGAAGCCAACAUUGAUUUUGAUGAUGAUGAUGACUCUAGCUGGAAAAUCCGAAGAUGUGCUGCAAAAGCACUAUAUACAUUUAUUUCAACACGUGGAAGCGGUGAUUUACUCGAUGAUGGCACACUAUAUUCAAAAAUAGCUCCAGUCCUAAUUCAAUGCUUUAGUGAAAGAGAGGAAAAUGUGCGUUUGGAAAUUAUCGCCACGAUGACAUCUCUUAUUAAAAAGACCGGGGAGACAGUGUAUAUGGAUUACUCAUUAGAUAAUGACUUGGUACCUAUUAAUAACCUACCUUUGUCACGGAAGCGAAGGAGAGAAAGCAGUACUAACAUUUUUGAUGCAAAGAGUCUUCUUUUCAUGUCUACCGGACUUACAUCACCAGUCUUUGAACCGAUCCCGACAUCUGGGCCGCGUGCCGACCUAGCGAGACAAACUCCAGCUAUCAUGAAGGCGUCAACGAAGUUGCUUAAAGGAAACUCCAUUCCAACAAAACAAUCUAUCAUAAGAAUCCUAGAUGAAAUUGUCUCAGCCCAGAAUGGUGGUCUUUCUGAAUAUUUUGGCCUUCUUGUUGAUCCUAUUAUCGAGUCAAUCAAGACUACUUCAGGCUCGACAGGAUCUUCAAUUGUUACAAGCGGAACAGCAACAGCAACAAUUAAUAGUUUAAGGAUAGCGGCCCUUCGAUUGCUCGGAGAUAUUACUUACACUCAUUCUUCUAGUGUACUGCGUCCUUAUUUGUCCAAGAUCGUACCUGGUGUCAUAUCAGCUGUAAAUGACAAGUCAUACAAGGUCUCUAUCGAAGCAAUCACAACAGUCGAACAAUUAAUUAAAGCUCUAACACCACCGAGGUCAAACUUAGACUACCCAAAAAAUCAAUUCGAACUCAAACAACUCUAUGAUGUUAUAGUUAGUCGCAUUUCUGCUAACGAUGCUGAUCUAGAAGUGCGCCAAUGCGCAAUACAAGCAUUCGGUAUACUUUUAGCCCGAACGGCUAACAGGGAAGGUUUUAAUUUCCUUUCAUCAACUGAUUAUAACUUGGCAUUUAACCUUUUGAGUGAAAGACUAAAGAACGAGACCACUAGAUUUGCGGCUGUACACGCUAUUGAUACAAUUGCAACUCUUGCUGCUAGAGAAGAUCGACUUGAGCCCUCAUGGGUCCGAGAAGUUUCUUUGGAGCUUUCAGCACAAUUUCGGAAAGCCGAUAGGUCUUUGCGCGGAGCUAGUUUAGGAGCUUUAAGAAAUCUGAUCGCCAUGCCAUCAACAGCUUUGGCACUUGAUAAGCUGACGGUUGAAAGCCUUGCAAGCACACUUAUGCCUCUCCUUUCACCAGGGGAUCUUCACCUCCUCAGUCCAGCCCUCCACGUAUUUGCAACCCUAGUCAACUGUGAACCAGGCCUGGUUGCUGGUGACUCAUUAAAUUUUGCCAUUUGUCAACUACUGAAAUCAAACAUUGGAAGUACUGCACUCGAAGCACUACUUAUACUUGUUACCAGUAUUGGUAUUAAGGGUGCUGGACAAAAGCUCAUGCUUGGCUUAUUAAAAGACGUGAAUACUAAUGGAGAUCCGGCUAUCGUUGGAAAGGUAAUUGGAACUCUAUUGGCGUAUGGGGGGCCGUCUGUGGGAGUUAGCAUCGAUAGCUUUUUGGCAGAAAGUGUUAAUUCUGAUUCUACGGACCCCCAAAAAUGUCUUGCUGUAGCUGUUUUAGGUGAAACGGGCCUUCUUCUAGGAAAAAAUUCAAAUUUAUGUACAAGUACAUUUACUGUACAGUUCUCUGCGGCAUCUGAAAAAGUUCGUUUAGCAUCUGCAGUUGCACUUGGUCGUGCAGGCGCUGGAAACAUACCAGAUUAUCUGCCUGAAAUCCUUAGGAUUAUGAGUGGAGGUGGUAAUACGGAAUACUUACUGCUACAUUCUAUCAAAGAGAUAAUUCAACAAGCAAGCAACAGCGGUGUUGACAUUAGUGCAUAUAUACAGCCUUUGUGGGAUCAGCUAAUCAGCGCUUCACAAGUUGAAGAUAACAAAGCUAUUGGAGUAGAGUGCAUCGGAAGGCUUACCAUCUUGGAUCCAAAAACAUAUAUUACUGAGCUGCAGGGUUAUCUCUCUGAUUCCAAUGCCUCAGUUCGGGCUAUGGCGAUUCAAGCGAUUCGCUAUACUCUCGCUGACGGUGAUGCAGCAUUCGAUAGAGUUCUGAUCGAGUCGCUAGUAAAAAUGCUUAGUACUAUGCUUCAAGAUACAGAGACAGAGAACCGACGCCUAGCGCUUACAACUCUCAGUAGUGUCGCGCAUAACAAACCUGCCAUGAUCAUAUCUAAUUUAGGCGAGCUCCUACCAUUCGUUAUACAAGAAUCUAUCGUCAAACCUGAACUUGUCCGUGAAGUUCCAAUGGGACCUUUCAAGCACAAAAUUGAUGAUGGUCUUGAAGUUCGAAAGAGCGCUUACGAGACAUUAUAUUCACUAAUGGAAACGUCGUUCUCACGAAUUUCAAUUCUAACCUUUUACGACCGUAUUCUUGCUGGCCUCAGAGACCAACAUGAUAUUCGAGCGCUUUGUAAUCUUAUGCUAACGAAACUUGUGGUCCUGGAUCCGGAAGAAACAGCGCGAAGGCUGGACAGUAUUGCAGAAGCAUUUAGGAGUAUCUUGAGUGUAAAGCUGAAAGAUACUGCGGUCAAGCAAGAAAUAGAGAAACAGGAGGAGGCGAUUAAAAGCGUACUUCGUGUGGGUUUGUUAUUACACAGCAGCAUUCCAAACGCAAGUCCCGCCUUAGGAUCUGUUCAAGUCAACCAAGGCUGGAGGACAUACUGGGAAUGGCUGGAAAAAGACUUUGGGACACAUUUGCGUAAGCUAAAGGAAGAAAUUAAACUAGUUGAAAACUAG
This is a messenger RNA of Blumeria graminis f. sp. triticale, 4038 nucleotides long. NCBI's taxonomy places the organism in Eukaryota, Fungi, Ascomycota, Leotiomycetes, Helotiales, Erysiphaceae. The record is from the annotation of a GenBank genome assembly.